Diaporthe amygdali is the source of this 1146-nucleotide messenger RNA. RefSeq lists its product as uncharacterized. Lineage: Eukaryota; Fungi; Ascomycota; Sordariomycetes; Diaporthales; Diaporthaceae. Bases 1 to 1146 code for a protein of 381 amino acids. The record is from RefSeq and is a predicted model, not a curated record. The transcript is spliced from 6 exons.
AUGAAUAUUCAUGCCGGGGAACUCACCGAAUAUCAGUCCGACGGCCAUCUGCAGGAGAUGGAUACCGGGGGAAUAAAUGUCUGGGACGUUAGGCUCCUGCUUCAAGAGGUUGAGGCUCAAGUCCAAGCCCGAGUCGUCGAUAUCCCCCAAGUCCACGCUGGCGCAAACAACUACGGAUUUCACAUCAAACUCUCCGACCACCGAGAUGUGCUGGCACGUGUUGCGAGGGCUGAUGUGAACAUGCCAGAUUACGACGGCUUCGUUAUGACCUGGCUGCACAACCAGGUCGAGUUCGAGGCUGCCGUGUACCUUCUCCUCGAGGGCACUACCGACAUCCCUACUUCUCGCUUGAUCUACUUCCGCCACUCCGAGCAGUCUCAGCGGUCGACAACCCAGCUUCCGGAGGAUAUCAACGGGCGACGAGUCAUGCUUUUCGACAGCUUCCAGCCUGUGGAGUGGAGGCCCAAAACAUUCCUGCCUCCCAGCAAUGCCAAUCGAGACUUCUGUAUUUCGAUGCUCAAGGCAAAGGUCGAAGGCUUGAUCGGGGACAUAGGUGACAAAAUCGGUUGGGAGGAAGACAACCUGACCGUGGGCCCCCGGGCAUUUGCUGCCAAACAAUCGCUGCUCCGCUUGAUACCCCUGAUUCUCCCGGAGGGCGAUGAGGAGGUCCUGUAUCGAUUAGUUCUCCAACACGAUGAUUUUGGCAUCCAUAACAUGUCGUUCGACGUGGACGAGGCAGGGGAGAUCCGCUUAACUUCGGUGUAUGACUGGGAGACGGGGUGUAUCAUUCCGAUUAUUCUCACCGAGAUCGAAUUUUCCAAUGCCAGUUGCGACUUUAUCGUCAAUGAGGAAGGCGAGCCGUCGGUGCACAUAAGGUCGGAUUUGGAGCGUCAGCCGGAAAGACGUCUCCAGAACCAACAGUACGCUGUUGAGUUCUUAAAUGCAAUAUACGAACGUGCACCUUACCUCGAGAAGACCCUCCACGCCGGAAACGAUGCCCGGCGGUUGUGGUCCACUCUGAAUCGGUGGAGAGGGGAUGACCCUGAGGGAUAUUUUGGCGAGCUCGGGUCAUGGACUGAGGCAAGAAUGAGCGAGAUGCGGGGAGUGAAGCGGGAUGGUCAACAACAGGACGUUACCAGGAAAUGA